AACGCGACUUCCUCACCAUGGAAAUUCACAACCAAACUCAAUGUAUAGCCUCCAGCGAUGACAUAUCUGGUAGCUCGUGCAGCAACCACGAGAUGUAUUCUCCGAAACGUGCCACGAGCAAAACUCGGCGGCAGCAUUCCUCCUCAUCCUUACCUAUUAUGCAUACCAAUGUCCUUCUCGACAUGCUGCUGUCGCGGUCAACGAGCUGAGAAGGAAAAGAAGACUGAUUCGGAUCCGAGGAUUAAUGAUAUAGGGAGGGCGAUCGAGGAUGAUUAUGCUACUAUUCGACAGAAUUAUGCUACACCUAAAAACCCAAUUGUCCUCGCACACGGCCUCCUUGGCUUCGACGAGCUGCGAUUAGCUGGUAACCUACUUCCGGGAGUCCAAUAUUGGCGAGGCAUAACGGAAGCCAUGCGUGCAAAUGGUAUCGAAGUCAUCCUCACCACCGUUCCAGCAUCUGCCAGUAUCGAAGAACGAGCUGCCAAGCUGAGUCAAGAUAUAGCUACCAAAGCUAAUGGAAAGAGCGUCAAUAUCAUUGCACAUAGUAUGGGAGGUCUGGAUGCUCGGUACAUGAUCUCUCGACUGAAGCCUGACAAUGUCGACGUUCUUUCCCUUACCACAAUCGCAACCCCACAUCGAGGAUCCUACUUCGCCGAUUACAUGUUAAGGGAACUAGGACCUUUAUACCUGCCCCAGAUAUACAAGUUUGUGGAGGGUUUGGGAUACAGUACUGGUGCCUUCAGUCAAUUGACUACGAAAUACAUGCUGGAGGAAUUUAAUCCAAAAACUCCUGACAAAGAAGGCGUAAGGUACUUCUCAUAUGGAGCUACAGCACACCCAGGAUUCCUAAGCGCUUUUCGGAAACCACAUAAGAUUGUUGAGUCAAUGGAAGGACCGAAUGAUGGCUUAGUUUCAGUGGAAAGUGCAAAAUGGGGAACGUACAAGGGGACUCUGGUUGAGGUUAGCCAUUUGGACCUGAUCAAUUGGACGAAUAGGUUGAGAUCGUUCUUUUGGUCGGUGGGCGGGUAUCAGAAGAAGUUUAAUGCUGUUGCGUUCUACUUGGAUAUUGCAGACAUGCUUGCUAAGGAGGGUUUAUGAAAAUCUUCUCUCUCCUAGAAUUAGAAAAUUGAAUGUCCCGUAAUUGGUUGACAUUCACGAUAGAGUAAUUGUAACUCUGCACCCUGAAGUUACUGCACUGUCAUUAUCCUUGAUCUUUUUUGAUAUCGCACUCUUAUGCUUUUUGGAAAAUUGGUCCAAAGUCUGUCAGUUAGAAUUCAUUACAUGGCUAUUCUCUUGUCUUCUUUUCUGAGUGACGAUGGUCAUGGGCCAGACCAUCGAGUUGGCGCCUGAAUCGGACAUGGUCUGGCCACCUCUUCCUCCU
This is a messenger RNA of Mollisia scopiformis, 1381 nucleotides long. RefSeq names its product alpha/beta-hydrolase. The record is from RefSeq and is a predicted model, not a curated record. The transcript has 3 exons. The coding region runs from base 169 to 1098 and encodes 309 amino acids. Gene Ontology annotation, molecular function: triacylglycerol lipase activity. Lineage: Eukaryota; Fungi; Ascomycota; Leotiomycetes; Helotiales; Mollisiaceae.